This is a messenger RNA of Malania oleifera, 2131 nucleotides long. RefSeq names its product putative nitric oxide synthase. Lineage: Eukaryota; Viridiplantae; Streptophyta; Magnoliopsida; Santalales; Ximeniaceae. Gene Ontology annotation, molecular function: GTPase activity; GTP binding. The coding region runs from base 37 to 1848 and encodes 603 amino acids. The record is from RefSeq and is a predicted model, not a curated record. The transcript has 12 exons.
UUAAAACCAAAAGAUUAAUAAGAAUAGCAUGUAACUAUGAAGUAUAAACUCAAGACACUCAAGCUGAAACCAUCCAGAGAUUCCAGACAACAGGAGCCAAUGGCCCCCAGAGCGCUCUCCGUCUUCCUCUCGCCGCUCCUUCUCCCUCACCAACUCUCAAACCCCAACUCCUCUUCUCUGCAAAUUCGCCAAAUCAAACUAGCAAAACCCACCACCAUACUCUGUAAAGCCACACGCCAGCAUACCCAUUACAAUGCGCCCUCAACUCCCAAGACUCAGAGUCCCUCCCACUCCGGCUGCGAACCCGUGCCGGAGGGAACCGGGGCAGCUGCCCCGACGCCAGGCGAAAUCUUCCUUGAGAGUCGCCAAGCCAGGGCUGCGUCGGCUAUGGUGCUUUCGGCCAAUAAGAAGAAAAAGAAGAAGAGGGAUAAGUCCAGCGGGUCUCUGAAGGUUUCUACUGCGGUUUCUUGUUGUUAUGGUUGUGGAGCUCCGUUGCAGACGAAGGAAGCCGAGGCUCCGGGUUAUGUGGAUUUAGAGACGUAUGAAUUGAAGAAGAAACACCAUCAGCUUAGAACCGUGCUUUGUGGGAGGUGUCGUCUUCUAUCUCAUGGUCACAUGAUAACUGCCGUUGGUGGAAAUGGAGGUUAUUCUGGUGGCAAGCAGUUUGCGUCUGCAGAGGAGCUUCGAGAAAAGCUAUCUCACUUGCGUCAUGAGAAAGCUUUGAUUGUCAAAUUGGUUGAUAUUGUGGACUUCAAUGGCAGUUUUUUGGCCCGUGUGCGUGAUCUUGCUGGUGCAAAUCCAAUAAUAUUGGUGGUGACCAAGGUUGAUCUCCUCCCUAGAGAAACUGAUUUUAAUUGUAUUGGCGACUGGGUUGUGGAGGCCACUAUGAAAAAGAAGCUUAACGUAAUGAGUGUUCACCUGACAAGUUCCAAGUCUUUGGUUGGAAUUGCUGGCGUUGUGUCAGAAAUACAAAGUGAGAAAAAGGUUUGUCACCUCUGCAUCGAUAAUUUACACCUAUUAGGCUCAGCUAAUGUUGGAAAAUCUGCAUUCAUCAGUGCUAUCUUGAAACUAAUGGCAGAAAGAGAUCCAGUGGCUGAAAUGGCACGAAAAUACAAACCAAUACAGUCUGCUGUUCCUGGGACUACACUAGGCCCAAUUCAGAUUGAUGCUUUUUUUGGGGGAGGGAAAUUAUAUGACACUCCUGGGGUUCAUCUACACCACAGGCAAACUGUGGUGGUUCAUUCAGAAGAUCUGCCUGCCCUUGCUCUUCAAAGUCGGCUCAGGGGUCGAACCUUCCCUGUAGCCUCUGAUGAGAAGACAAGUAGUGAAAAUGGAUCCAAUGGAUUAAAUGGUUUUUCAGUAUUUUGGGGAGGUCUUGUCAGAAUCGAUUUCUUGAAGGUCCUGCCACAGACACGAUUAAUAUUUUAUGGACCCAAAAGAUUACAGAUUCACAUGGUACCCACUGUUAUAGCAGAUGAAUUUUACAAGAAAGAAGUUGGAGUUUCGUUGACACCUCCAACUGGAAAACAAAAGGCAGAUGAAUGGAUGGGACUUGAAACAGAGCGGCAGUUGCAAAUCAAUUUCGAAGGCAAGGACAGGCCUGCUUGUGAUGUGGCUAUUUCGGGCUUAGGAUGGAUUGCAAUUGAACCAGUGAACAAAUCAUUAGCGGUGCCCGACUCGGACUUAGAAGACACCACUAAAGAACUGCAUUUGGUUGUUCGUGUGCCCAAACCAGUUGAGAUUUUCGUUCGCCCUCCACUGCCAGUGGGGAAGGCUGGUAGAGAAUGGUACCAGUAUCGGGAGUUGACAGAGAAGGAAAUGGAAGCAAGACCCAAAUGGUUCUUCUGAUGCCGCUGCUUUUUUAUUGAUUUGUGUAUAAUCAAUCUUGAUAUUAUUCAAAUGGGUUGGUGAAAGCUGUUAGGAUAAGUGUGAGCUUCUGAAAAUUUGAAAACAAAACUUGCUGUAUAAAAAUCAGCACAGUUUUUCAUUUUAAAUAUCUUCUGUUGAUGUUUAAUGGCAUAUGAAAAGAAAUAGAAGCAAGGCUGUCAUGGAAUGAAAAGUGUUGUCUUCUUAUUAUGGGUUUUUAGUCCAUAAAAAUAGAAUGAAGUUAAAUUGACUCGAACAUUUUUGG